Xiphias gladius (swordfish) is the source of this 4661-nucleotide messenger RNA. RefSeq names its product methyltransferase like 22 (gene mettl22). Gene Ontology annotation, biological process: protein methylation. Gene Ontology annotation, molecular function: protein methyltransferase activity. The transcript has 17 exons. Bases 284 to 1534 code for a protein of 416 amino acids. Gene Ontology annotation, cellular component: nucleus. The record is from RefSeq and is a predicted model, not a curated record. Lineage: Eukaryota; Metazoa; Chordata; Actinopteri; Istiophoriformes; Xiphiidae.
AAUGUGCCCGGGCUGUGGUUCUUACCGGAAAUACGUUACACAAGUGGGCACCUGACUACUCACUAAUACUGCAAGUGUGGAUACUGUGACAGACCCCUGUCUUUGUUUCCUAGCGGAAACGAAGCCACAUCUUAACUUUUGCAGCCCGGACGAGUUAUGAAGGUGCACUAUUUUGCGUUUAGUGGGGGCGUGCUAUGUGCAGUUGUCACUGAAAUGUAUCCCCAGGUAUUGGGACGGAGAUGACUGGUGUGCUCUACUAUACCAAGAACAUGAAUGAUCAGCCAUGGACCAAAUCACUUUUCAUCAGGAUACUGUGCUCUCAGAUGUUCACAUGUUGCUGCCUAAUGCACACCACCUUAUGACACGCCUCAACCAUGUUGGACAGCCUGUCUUCAUCUCCAAAUUCAAGAUCUUGUCAGAUGCUGAAAGGCAUGAUGUAAAUGACCCAGGGAAGAGUUUACUGGAGGAGGAGAAAUAUGAUGACCCAAGGGAAGACUGGGAAAAAGACCCAAAUGCCACCCAGGAAAAAGUUGAUGAGGGAAAUGUGGAACCAUGCUUGGAUGAGGACGGAGACCUUGACAUAGCACAUCGACCGAGGAAAUACCCUACGGAAGGUAGUGACCGAGACUUGGUCUGUCCGAUCAUUCUCAAACACUCCAACCCUCUGCCGGAACAAGAAGAACAUAAUACGAAUGAUGAAGCUGAUAAAUGCUUCAAAGACAUUAUUAGAAUUGAGCACACUAUGGCCACACCCCUGGAGGAUGUUGGCAAACAGGUGUGGCGAGGGGCAUUACUCUUGGCUGACUUCAUCCUCUCUAAGAUGGUCAUGUUCAGAGGAGCUACAGUCCUAGAGCUGGGCGCAGGAACAGGCUUAACCAGCAUCAUCAUGGCAACCAUAGCCAAAACAGUGUACUGCACAGAUGUGGGGGAAGACCUUCUUAGCAUGUGCAAGAGAAAUGUAACAUUAAACAGACACAUGACAGAGCCUGCAGGUGGUGAUGUGAGAGUGAGACAGCUGGAUUGGCUUCAGCAUGGCCUUUGUACAGAUACUGAUGUGGAAUUUAGCUGGACGGAGGAGGAAGUAGCAGAUAUGUAUAACAACACUAGUUUCAUCAUUGCUGCUGACGUAUGCUAUGAUGAUGAUCUGACAGAUGGCCUUUUCCGAACACUGUAUCAACUCUGCAGUAACUUUACUCAAACCUGCAUGAUAUUCAUCUCCAUAGAAAAAAGGAUGAACUUCACCCUGCAACACAUGGAUGUUUCCUGUGAGGCUUACAACCAUUUCAGUCACUGUAUGUCCCAACUCCAGGGCCUAGUGGAUGGACGGUGCAGCUUCAGAGUGGAACAGCUCCCUUCUAACUUCACACAGUUUCUUGUGUAUGAACGCAUAGAGCAACUGAGUUGUCUGCCAUCGAUGAUGUCGCUGCCAAGGCAGACCUACCGCCACCACUGGACUGCAGCUCGCCCAUACUGUCUUGCAGCUUUGGAGCUCAAAGCUCUGUGUCUUCAUCACAGGCCAGAUGAGAGCUGGUGAUCGAGGAGGUGUGCUAGAGGAAUUGGCAAACAUGAUCAACGUGUGUCUCCUCCUCAAGGGAAGAGAUAAGGAUGUCAUCCAGAAUAAGUAACAUUACUGUGUGCUGGGAUUGAUUGUGGCAUGUGCACCCACACAAUGCCACCAAACCAAGGUCUGGAUCACUGGGGACAGCUACAUCCGAUGUGGGGCCCAGGGAGCUACAGACACCAUGGGGAGCAGCCUGCAUCCAAACAUGAAGAUCAUCUUCUCUGGCAUCACCCAGAGGUACAAGUGGAUGCAGAUGGAAAGCUGGUGCCAAUCCCAGCACGAUGUACAAGACUCACAGAAGAAGCUGAACUGGAUGUGGUUUUCUGGCAUUAUCAUCACAACCCAUUUGAGAACUAAGGAUGUUAUCCAUGGAGUCUCCCCUUUCUACAACCAGAUGAUCCACUGCCAAAAUCCACUGCUCCCUACAUGAUGUCUUCCUUCUGUUGGCACUGGUCAUUCAGUUUUCAGUGUGGAUACCUUUCAAAUUACAGUAAAAGACAACGCUUAAGUUAAGAUAUGGUGGAUCCCAAUGAAUCACAUACAUAUACCAGCUUGUCAGACUAGGUGCAUGAAUGUCUGCUUCAGUUGAGGACUAUCGUGUAUGAAUUUAUAGUAUUAAAUGAGCAAACUCAUACAUGAAAAAUGUUCUUCUAUAAAAUUUACAUUGUACAUAAGAACACACUUCUAACUUUUUUGUGAUAUAAUCUUUGUAUAAAUGAACAGCAUUUCUAAAUAGAGAUUUUCUAGCAUUUGUGUAUGAGUCAUCCUAAAAUAGUCUUCUGCGUCCUCAUACCGAAUAUCAGACACACCAAAAUGAAAGAGAGAGCGUAACACAGGAAACAGUGUUAUACAUUAACAAUAACUGUGGUUAAUUUCAAAGUAUCAUAUUGAAAAGAUUUCCUGUUUUGGGCUUUCCAUAUACUUUAGGAAAAAGCUGUAAUAACUUCACAUUUACAGUAGGUGAGGGAAUUUUCUUCUCCAGCCUAUCUGUGCUGCAAUUUGAGUGUUAUAUUUAACUGUAGUGUCAGUCACUACUUUUAAUAUAUUGUGGGUGUUCAAUCUUCUAAUCUACAUUCCAUUAAAAAAUAAUUCUUACAACAUGUAAAUUGGUUUUAAUUCUACAUCAGACUUAAUCAAUGUCUAUGAUUUGUGUAAAUAAUGUUGUAACCCAUUCACUUAUUAGCAUCCUCAUUUCCCCUCGUCUCGUUUCUCCCUUGCGUCCCUCCCACAUGAGAUGCAAGCUGAGGAGCAAGAAGAGGGAUAAAUAAAAAUCAAACUAAACUCUUCAUCACCUAAAGGAAAUCUAAAAAAAUAAAAAAUAAAAUCUUAAAAGUUGUGCAUUCAGACGCAAUAGUCCAGAAUGAUGUGUAUGUUAACAGUCUGCACUAACAAGGCACCACAUCUGCAAUGUCCAUCUUCAAUGGAAAUUAAUUGUUUAUACUUCAGAACGGUACAAUGCACAUUAAUUUACAUGAGCAUUUGACUCCAUCAUGUAAAUGUCCCAAAUUUAUCCCUACUGGCUAAAUUUUAUCUUCAGACCCUGGCAGGUUGAUUAAUUAUUAUAAAAAUGUUAAAAGAAAACAUGCAAAAGCACAUAAGCAUAGACAAAUAUUAAAACUAUGCAAGAAUUAGCAGGCAACAAGCAGCCAUUAGCACAUAAGAGAUCAUUAAAGCAAGAGAUAAAGACCCUGGCACCCAGCUAUACAACAUUCACAUCAUAGGGGAAAUUAUGCAGCAUGGCAACAAACAAGCUUGUAGCACAGGAACACACAAAGCAUAGCAUAAAUAUGUAACUGGUGUCAUACACCUCUAGGCUACUCCAGAUUUUGAGCGCAUUUUUGAUUGUCCAGUAAUCACAAUAUUUGGGUAAAUUAAAAGUAAGACAUCCGAAAAACGCUAUAGCCUACUAUCUGUCUACCAGUGCCGCUUGUGAACUGACAAUCUGUUGAUAAAAAAGGAAGUAAAUUUAUGCUAUUCCUACCCAGCCAGCAUAAUUUGACAUCUACACUCCAUAGCUACAUGUACAACGGUGGCAAACAACUUUUAUCACCUGUUUAAUUUAAGAGACAUAGCAGAUAUCCAUAGUUAAGAUAGAUAGAUGUCAUACUUAAUGAGAACAUAGAAAGUUAACGUUACCGUUUAAUUUACCUGAAGAUUAUGUUAACCUGAAAUAACCUUAACCUAAAUUAAUGCAGUGCAUUACACUGACGCAAUACACUGAAACUUGGUCACAUGGGCCAGAAACACAUAACAAGCAUUGUUAGCUUAACGUUGGGUAAAUUUACCUUUUUAUGGGUCUUUAAAUAGCUACCGCUACAUUAACGCAUGGGUUAACAGUGGUUAACACAGGUUAUAUAUACAUAAAUAUAUGUAUAUAUAAAUGAGUAUAUAGGCUGUAUAGCCAAAAUAAAGCUAUCAUAUAGCUGUAAUAACUUUAGGUUAGCCUCUUGUAAUUACAGUAACAAUUUGCAGAAAACAAACUACUGCAGCAUGGGUAACUAUGCUGAAAAAAUGAUUGAAUCCAUUACAUUUGUAUUUUUCAAGGUUGCUGUGGAGGAAUUGCAAUUGCAGCUGUGUUCUAAAUUUCACCUUCUACCCUUCAAAAAAUCUUAACCUUUUCAACUCCUGUGAAAUGCACUUCACUGGUAUAUUCUACUUCUACCCCCUCACCUCCGUCCAGUGGUGAACAAAGCAGUACCUCUGGGAUUCCAGAUCCAAAAAGGAGGAGAAAAACUGAAGAUGCCAUACUGAAGAGGUUGGAGAGGAUAGAUCAAAAAAUUUUCUCAACAAAACAAUGAAAAUGUGAGGUUCCCUCAAAAGAAGUCAGCUGUGAAAUUCAAGAUCUUCCGACUGCUUUAUGAGGCUGGCUGUCAUUCAGAGGAUGAGUCAUAGGAGGCAAAAACAUGUACUAAGUAGAGGGCAUUUUUGCUUAACUGUGUCCUUCAACCAUUGUUAAUAAUUGUUUAUGAUUUGCACAGAUUUUUUAAAUAAGGUUUACAGUUAACUUAGUUGAAAAGUAAGGUUCAAGUUAAAGCCCCUAAAUAAAUACAAGAAACAGCUUUUGAAUGUUUUUAUUUUCUUUCCAUGUUACAUUUUUACA